Cetraspora pellucida is the source of this 363-nucleotide messenger RNA. The record is from the annotation of a GenBank genome assembly. NCBI's taxonomy places the organism in Eukaryota, Fungi, Glomeromycota, Glomeromycetes, Diversisporales, Gigasporaceae.
AUGCAUAAUACAAAAUGUGCUCAUUUUAAUGCAAAAUCAACAGUUGAGGAAAGAGAAGAGAUCUUUAAACUAACUGAUAUUUCUAUCAAAAAAGCUGAUCAAGCAGCAUUACAAUGGGUAAACAAACCUAAAGCGGCUAAAUUGUUUGAAUUCCUUAAUCCACUUCUUAAACUUCCUAAUAGAUGUUUGCUUAGAAGUUGUAUUUUAAAUGAUGCAAUUAAAGAAUCUGAUAAAGCAAUGUUAGUUACAUUAAAAGAAGAUCAUGUCAAUAUUAUACUUAUAUUUGAUAGAUGGACUAAUGUUAGAAAUGAGUAUUUGUUUGGAGCUGUAAUAAUUAUAUCAGAAGGUAGACUAUAUGUUUAG